AUGGCCUUGACAGCUCACUUUGUGGACAAAAAUUGGGUCCUUAGAAAGAAAAUCAUAAAUUUUCGAGUUCUUCCACAUCCACACAAAGGAGAGGUUAUUGCAAAGGCUAUAGAAAAUUGUCUCUUAGAGUGGGGAAUAGAAAAGGUUAUGACAAUCACCCUUGAUAAUGCGAAGAAUAAUGAUACAUGUGUGAUGGAUUUAAAGAAAAGAUUAAACAAGAGAAAUAUGAUGUUAUUAGGUGGACAGUUCUUUCAUGUAAGGUGUUUUGCACAUGUCAUCAAUUUGGUUGUGAGGGAUGGAAUUGAAGAGGUGAAGACAACCAUCAAGCGUCUUCGUCGAAGUGUUAAGUAUGUGAGGAGUAGUUCAUCACGUUUGCAAAUGUUUAAAAAAUGUGCUUUGGAGGAGAGUGUAACUUGUAAGAAGGUUGUGUGUUUAGAUGUUAAAACAAGAUGGAAUUCAACAUAUUUGAUGAUAAAUGCAGCAAUGGAGUUUGAGAAAGUAUUUGAUAGGCUUUUGGAGCAUGAUCCAUUCUAUAGAAGUGAAUGUGAACUGAAAAAAAAUAAAGAAGAUGGAAGUGAGCUGGGUUUGAACAAAAAAAAAGGUGGAAGUGGCUGUCAUGAGGGGGGUCCCAUAAAUGAAGAUGAUUGGAGAAAAUUGCGAAGUUUGCAUACGUUUUUGGAAGAUUUUUAUCUUCUAACAAAGCGUAUAUCUAGUUCUCAUUACAUCACCUCUAACACUUACUUUGAUGAGGUGACACAAACGAAGGAUAUGCUCUUGCAACAAAUGGGCAGCAAUGAUGUUUUUCUUAGUUCCAUGGCUAAGAAAAUGAAUGAAAAAUUUGAAAAAUAUUGUAACAUUGAUGCUUUGAAUCCAAUUUUGAUUGCUUCUAUUGUGCUAGACCCUAGAUAUAAAUUGGAUUAUGUGACGUUUUGGUAUAGAAGUUACUUGGAUAGUGAUAUUCUUCUAAGUGAGGAUGAAAAAGAUAAAAAAGUUUAG
This is a messenger RNA of Prunus persica (peach), 996 nucleotides long. RefSeq names its product zinc finger BED domain-containing protein RICESLEEPER 2-like. Gene Ontology annotation, molecular function: DNA binding. The transcript has a single exon. The coding region runs from base 1 to 996 and encodes 331 amino acids. The record is from RefSeq and is a predicted model, not a curated record. Lineage: Eukaryota; Viridiplantae; Streptophyta; Magnoliopsida; Rosales; Rosaceae.